Coniophora puteana RWD-64-598 SS2 is the source of this 1701-nucleotide messenger RNA. RefSeq lists its product as uncharacterized. The record is from RefSeq and is a predicted model, not a curated record. Gene Ontology annotation, molecular function: protein binding. The coding region runs from base 217 to 1641 and encodes 474 amino acids. NCBI's taxonomy places the organism in Eukaryota, Fungi, Basidiomycota, Agaricomycetes, Boletales, Coniophoraceae. The transcript has 2 exons.
GCAGCUUCGGCGGAGAGACAGCUUAUCGACGCAACCGCUUUGACGGAUACGCUGUCAGGUCCUCGUCGGCAGUCCAUGAGUCAUCUGGCGAGCCUCUUUCGAACGUCAGCGGCGGUGUAGACAGUGUGCACAGCCCCGCUCGGAUGACUCUUUCCAGACCUAUAUAAGCCUAAUCAAUCAAGCGAGGUUUAGAGAUGAAGGUUAUCGAGUUUCGAGAUGGAAGAUAAUGGUGUUAUGACCCUUGCACCCGUGCACCGUCUCCCUCCUGAGCUGAUUGCGGCUAUCGUCUCGUUCAGACCUAAAUCAUCUCCCUUGCUUCAGCUUGGGCACGUUUGCAGCACAUGGCGAUAUGCACUUCACUCGACACCUUCACUUUGGACGCACCUCGCUAUCAAGCUUCCACCUCAAAUAGACGACGACUGGAUGGACACCGUCAACAAUGCCGUUUCGCUUCUGGGGCUAUGGGUCAAGAACUCCGGUCAACUCGCCAUUUUCUUCACGCUGAUUGAGCAAGGAAUAUGUGCCCAUGACCCAAUGCGUCGGCUUAUAUAUGCACUACGGCAGCACUCGACAAAAUGGAGCGGCCUCAAGUUAGUCGUUUGCAAGUCGACGUAUGAUAGCUUUCGGAGACGUCUUUUUGGAAGUCGUCUCCAGUCCCUUAAGCGGCUUGUGGUUGACAUUAUGAACGAGGAGUCAGCAUCCUACGAAUCCUCUACUUUUACGGAUCAUCUCGUGUUCACGCCUCACCUAACCUCUCUUAUGCUGGACAAUGCCCACGCGGAUGAGGAAUACGUACCUACUUUGACUUGGGCGCAGAUGACGGAGCUUUCUCUCAACUUCAACCUCUCCGUCCUACCGUGGCGUUCAUUUGUCCACCUGUAUUACAACUCUAAUCUGAUCACGGAUGUACUCUCCCAAACGACGAACCUGGUCACGCUCAGCCUGGGCUUGAUGGAAGAUUUCGACGACAGUCUCGAAGUUGUGUCCAGCCCUCAUCAGAUUGUCCUCCCGCAUCUCACGACUCUGCGCCUCCGUCACACAUGCUUCCGCUCACGGCUCCACGACUACUUCGACCAGCUGACGCUGCCGCGGCUCGCGACGCUCGAGAUCGACUCUGUCGCGCGGUUCAAAAACGGACAGGGCGAGCUGGGUGCUGAAAGACUUUGUGCCCUGAUCGAACGCUCGGGGUGCAGCGUCCGUGACAUCAGCACCGACGGAGGCGCGCUCGUCUCACUUCUGGAGCACUGUCCGGAGCUGCGGCAGCUGGCGUUCUUCCCUCCGCGGAACAACAUCUCGAGAACGUCGUCGUUGGAGAGUCUCCUAUUGUGGCUCACUCCGAAUGGUGAUGAACAUCUGAAUAGUAUGCGGCUUCCCCAGCUGCGGAGCAUAAGCUUGGGCUCGACGUACCGCGACGCGCCGUUUGAUGAUAUCAUCGAUAUGGUCAAGGGGCGGGCCGCCGGGGGCUUGCAGAAGUUUAUGCUGAUGCUGGAGUACCUUCCGCUCGUAGAUCCGGGUCGGAAGAAGGAGGUCAAGAACCUGGAGGAGAGACUGGAGGAACUCUGCGAAUGCGGCGAAGGCUCGUUCGAAGGCAAGGUAGAUGUCGUUACUGUUUACCAGCCAGCGUACAUCUCGAUUGAAUAGACCCGCGCCUUGCGAUAGUUGUAGUAUUCAAUUGUUCAGCAGAGCGAAUAUUUGUUAAUC